AUGUACAAGAAAAAGAAGAAACUCCGUGUUGAGGAAGAAAAAAUUAAAUUAGAUUUAGAUCCAGAUUUGGUAUUAAAAACGCCUGUUGCUACUCCUUUUCGUGUUCCUAUUCCUGGACAUUCUGGAGGAACCCCAAUUAAUAACCAAAAUACUCCCUUAAGUCGAAAUGCCAAACAAACAUGUUUUCAACAAAUGAAACGUUUAAUUGAUUCUGAAGGGGAGAAUGAGUCAGAAGAUGGGGAAAAAUUGAGAAGAAGUUCAAAUGGAAUUGUAGCUAUCUCUGGAAAUAAUGUAGUUAAUACUGGUGGUAUUGAAUGUCUUUCAUCCCUUUCACACGAGGAUAUAAUAAAGAAAUUGCUUUCAAGUGCAUUCAGAGUACCUAUUCGUGGAUAUACAGGUAUGCCAUCAAAUCGUUUCCUUGGAAUGAGAAUGUCUGCAGUAAGGUGUUCUUUACAUGAUCCAUAUGCUGAAGGGGCAUUAGUGCUUUUUACACCACCAGAAUUAUCAGCACACGAACAAAUGAAAAUUGGAGAUACUGAACGUCAAGUCCAUGUAGUUGUCGACCCCCUUCUUUGCACUGUUCUCAGACCCCAUCAACGAGAGGGUGUAAAAUUUAUGUAUGAAUGCGUUACUGGAACUCGAAUAGAAAAUUUUAACGGAUGUAUAAUGGCUGAUGAAAUGGGACUGGGAAAGACGUUGCAAUGUAUUGCUUUGAUGUGGACACUUUUGGUUAAUUAG
This is a messenger RNA of Meloidogyne enterolobii, 738 nucleotides long. The record is from the annotation of a GenBank genome assembly. Lineage: Eukaryota; Metazoa; Nematoda; Chromadorea; Rhabditida; Meloidogynidae.